UUACAACUUGCAGACUUUGAUUAUUUGCUUAUCCUUCUCUUAGAACUUUGGAAACUUCCCUUUACUUGUUUUUGCUAAAUCUGAUUCUUCUUCUAUUUUGAGGAGAUAGUGAACAGAUAUGGGCAUUGAACACGACAUGGAAAAUGGUGACAGCAGACUGUCGCUGGAAGAGUUAAGAGUGCCACUUACAGGACACUCCAAAGAUGAAUCAACCGGUGAAGAAGAAGCAGCUUCCGGCAAAAGGAGCAAGGAAUGUCGCUGGAUGCUUUACUUGAGCACAUUCGUCGCUGUUUGUGGUUCUUUUGAGUUUGGGGCUUGUAUGGGAUAUUCAUCACCAACACAGUCUGCUAUUAGGAAGGAGCUUAAUCUAUCACUGGCAGAGUACUCACUGUUUGGCUCUAUCUUGACAUUUGGUGCAAUGAUUGGUGCAAUCAUGAGUGGCCUAAUUGCAGAUCUCAUCGGUCGGAAAGGGGCAAUGAGAAUUUCAGCCAUUUUUUGCAUUGCAGGAUGGCUUCCCAUCUACUUUGCCAAGGGAGCUUUGUCACUGGAUAUUGGCAGGAUGUCCUUGGGAUAUGGAAUGGGAAUCUUUUCUUAUGUGGUACCAGUGUUCAUUGCUGAAAUAGCGCCCAAAGAUCUUCGAGGAGGCCUAACAUCAGUCAAUAUGGUUAUGGUCUGCUGUGGAAUCUCUAUCUACUUCAUUAUAGGGACAGUUCUGACGUGGCGGACCUUGGCUCUAGUUGGACUUGUCCCAUGUCUUAUCCUGCUUUUGGGCCUCUUUUUCAUUCCAGAGUCCCCCAGAUGGCUGGCAAAGAUGGGACACCAGAAAGAUUUUGUUGCUGCACUACAACAACUUCGUGGCAAGGAUGUUGAUAUCUCUGAGGAAGCAGCGGACAUUGUGGAUUAUGUGGAAACUAUUCGAAAGCUCCCUAAACCCAAAAUGGUGGAUUUGUUUCAAAGAAGAUACUUGCGCUCACUCAUUAUUGCAGUUGGACUAAUGCUCUUUCAACAACUUGGGGGAAUCACAGGAGUCUCCUUUUACGUGAGCGAGGUUUUUGUAACUGCAGGAUUUCCUGCCGCUGUUGGCACUGUAUCUUAUGCUUGUCUUCAGAUUAUAAUAACUAUAUUGUGUGCAAUCUUGAUGGAUAAAGCUGGAAGAAGAUUCCUUCUACUGGUUUCUGCUGCGGGGCUGGUGAUAGGCUGCAUACUAGUUGGGACUUCCUUUUAUCUAAAGGUCCAAGAAUCGGCACCUACAGUAGCCCCUCUACUUGCUGUAAUUGGAAUGAUGGUAUAUAUAGGAUCUUUCUCAGCAGGAAUGGGAGUUACUCCUUGGGUUAUAAUGUCUGAGAUUUUCCCAAUAAAUGUUAAAGGAACAGCUGGCAGCUUGUCGACAUUGGUGAACUGGAUUGGGGCAUGGGCUGUUUCUUAUGCCUUCAACUUUCUAAUGAGUUGGAGCUCCUAUGGUACUUUUUUCAUCUUCGCAGCAAUUAAUGUAAUAGCUAUCCUGUUCGUGGCCAAGUUAGUGCCCGAAACAAAGGGACGAACGCUGGAGCAAAUUCAGGCUGCCAUUAACACUGCCUAGGGAAACAAUGAAAAGUGGAGGGGUUUAAGACACAGAAAAAAGUUGGAGUUCCCUCAAGAAGCCAUUGUCUGAAUUCUUGACAACGUGCUGUUUUGUAUUGUACCUUUUUUAUCUUUGUAUAGAUUGUAUAGAAGGAUAAAAA
Messenger RNA from Telopea speciosissima, 1721 nucleotides. Its product is annotated as sugar transporter ERD6-like 7. Lineage: Eukaryota; Viridiplantae; Streptophyta; Magnoliopsida; Proteales; Proteaceae. The transcript is spliced from 18 exons. Gene Ontology annotation, molecular function: sugar transmembrane transporter activity. Gene Ontology annotation, biological process: carbohydrate transport; transmembrane transport. The record is from RefSeq and is a predicted model, not a curated record. Gene Ontology annotation, cellular component: membrane. The coding region runs from base 119 to 1579 and encodes 486 amino acids.